Molecule: messenger RNA, 441 nt
Organism: Cinara cedri
Lineage: Eukaryota; Metazoa; Arthropoda; Insecta; Hemiptera; Aphididae
Source: the annotation of a GenBank genome assembly
AUGAACUGGGACUUGCUCAGAAAUGCUCUCGAAAAAAACAUAACUCUUUCGACUAGAACAAGAACAAUAGCUGACAUUAAAAAUGCAGUUAAAAAAAUGACGGACGACAUUAUUAAUGCGGCAAAAUCAGGAACUUCGGCAUCUACUAAUGGUAAACGCCAGCCUACAUACCCACUGGAUAUAAGAAAUCUAGUACAACAAAAACGCCGAGCGAGAAGAAUAUGGCAUAAUAAACGGCAUCCAACAGAUAAAAUCGAAUGGAACUGUAUAAGCAAAAUACUUAAUAACAAAAUUAACGAAAUGAAAAAUGAAAUUUUCAGAUCAUACUCAAAUAGUCUCUCUGCAACGGGUAAUACCGAUUAUUCAUUAUGGAAAGCCACAGGACAUAUGAAGAGACCUCGUGUUCAGGUAUCAACCAUCCGCAAGAAAGAUGGCACCUGA